UUACUAAAAAUAACUGGGAAAUUAUGAUUUAUGUGCAUUUUAUUUAUUAAGAGCCACAACAACAGAGCUAACGAUCUGGCGCUUUUGUCAUAUAUAAUUUAAAACAUUUGAGUUUUAAAUUCUCUUUCGGUUAAGUCAGCUGUUGUUGGGCAGGAAAUAACUCGAUUAUUUAGAACAAAUCUUUCAUACACAAAUACAGGUUUAAGAAAUAUUUUAACGUACUGUUGAAGAAAAUAUGUAUUUUAAGAUUACUUAAAAGUGAGCUCACUGCUCAGCUGUAGGCUACAUAUAUACGUAUUUAUAAAACGUAAUAAUAUGUUAAAGGUCUCGACAUAAAAAGUCUUGUGUACGACGGUACGUGAACGCACCAUGGACUUAAAACUCGCCCGUAAAGCACCGUGUAGUGGCGCAAAUGGCGGGCGGGGGGGCCGCAUCUCGCCGUUGACGCUGCAGCUCUGGACUUCUCCUGACUCGGCCUGUCUAGUUCACCUCCCUGAUACAGCUUGCGGUUGUCAGUGUCUGUACUAAACCUUUACGGCAGCACGGAGGCAGAGUUCAGCCGUGGCGGAGGAACUACGGGUUUGACAGGAGCGACGGCAUCCUGUCAGCGUCAGGUGGAGCCUCUUGAUUUAUGACCUGCCCGGUUUAACGGCGGGCGUGUCCGUCCUCCUGUCAUUAGCUUCCUAGCAGCUUUCACGCUAAAACAACCUGGAACCCGGCGGAGUUGACGUGCGCCGCCUUCAUACAUCCCGCGUUUAUUCGUGCCACGUCGAGCCGCGGACUGGUGCUCUGUUGAAGCCACCGAGCAGCGGCGGGGUUCUCCUGCACGAUGAGCGGCGAUGACCUGAACCCGGCGGCGGUGCCUCAGCCGGUGGAGGAUCUCCAUGGAGACGGACGGUGGCUGGCGCAGCAUGCGAGGUUUGUGCAGGAGUGCAAAGACGGGGAACCAGAGGUUCUUUUCGUAGGGGACUCGAUGGUGCAACUGAUGGAGCAGUAUGAGAUCUGGAGGGAGAUGUUCUCUCCUCUUCACGCGCUCAACUUCGGCCUUGCCGGGGACACGACCUGCAACGUGCUGUGGAGGCUGCAGAACGGAGAGCUACAGAACAUCCGCCCAAAGGCGGUGGUUUUGUGGGUCGGAACCAACAACCAUGCACACACAGCGGAGCAGGUCGCAGGAGGAAUCGUUGCCAUUGCACAGCUGCUCACCAACCGGCUUCCCAAAGCGAAGAUUGUUGUACUGGGUCUGUUACCUCGGGGGGAGCGGCCCAACCCGCUGAGAGAGAAGAACGCCGCCGUCAACAGGCUCCUGUGCUCCUGGCUGCCACGGCUGGGCCAGGCUUCCUUGUUGGACGUGAGCAAAGAAUUCGUCCACUCGGACGGGACCAUCAGCUCACAGGACAUGUUCGACUACCUCCACCUGACGUCGGCAGGCUACCGCACCCUCGCCAAGCCUCUCCUCGACCUGCUGCUUCAGAUCCUGGAGGAGACGCCAGAGGACAGGAGGGCGUCGCUGGUUUAGCCGCCUCGGGCCCCCCAGGAGGCCUCUCCUGCUGGGAGCAGCAGAAGGGGCCCUUGAGCAGAGGGUUGGGUUUGGAGGACGACGCCGCUGAAGACGUAGACACCGAUUGCAUUAGUAGCCUGUAAGUCCAGUCCGCCGCAGUCACAGAUGGUAGAAACAGACACAGAACGAUGUUUGAUCUGUUCCGCACUGAGCCGGGGGGAAAAAUAUUAUCUUUUAGCUGUUCAGAGUCUCACCUGUGGCUGUAUUUUGAUGUCAGUGAUCGUCAGUAAACCAAGCAGUAAAGAGGUAAAGCCUCUCCUGUCACGUGGAUUGGUGCAGACCGUCCGUCUCAUUUACAUUCUAGUAGAUUUCUCAGUGUCUGAAAACCGAUCAAAAUUAACUUUGAACAUAAUUUUACUUUAAGCAGCACGUCUUCUGUCAGCUUCUGCAACUCCAGUUUUAGAACCCGGUCAUCACUAUAAAAUGCAUUGCAGACGUUCCCAUAGGCCCACUAUAUGCUUAUAUUAAAGUUGGACUUUUGUUUUAGUCAAAUCUUUUUUUUCUUCAGGGUGGAAUAAUUGCACAACACACAACCUCAAUAAUCUCAAAAUAAGAUAUACGUUCAUUGUAAAAUUUCUCUAAUUUAUACAGGGUCAACAUGUUUCAUAGAGGCUCCAGUAUGUCCGUGAGUCUCCCUUACCAAGUUGCAGAGAAACGUUUUUGGAGUCGUCAACAAGCUUGUGACGCAUUUCUUGCAGGAAAUUUGACCGCUCUUCUUUUCAGAAUUGGUAGAGCUCAUUUUUGAUUGGUUGCUUCCCAGACGGGAUAAUCCAUCAAAAGGGUUGAGGUCCGGCCCGUUCCCGAACACCCAAACUGAAGAAUUCAGAGGUGGUCUUCCUCCUCUAUUACAUUCAGUGUGUGCAAUUCACCGGCGUCACUACCACUAAAACGAACCCUUGGCGUAAUGCUGCCCCCCCUCCACUCUGCUGAAGUUUUGGUACAGUUCUGUCAGGUUUGACAGCCGUACCCGAACCUUGAAGGCGUCUGUUUAGGAGCAGGCGCUUUGCUCCGUCGUUGCUGAGAAACUGGUUUUACUGGGAAUGGCGGCAGUGGCGGUCUAGUAUCUUUCGGGUCAUGGUAGGCUUACGCCUUUUGUGCUUCCUGAGUUGCUGUUGAACGUUUUAAAGAUAUGACCGUUCAUCUUGUAGGGAGGGGAGUUUGCUCCAGAGGGUUCAGUGACCCCAAAAAAAAAAAGACCUAAACUGUGAACAAAGCAGGCUAACACUAAGGUUUUGGAAAGCUCCUGAUCUCAACCCUGUUCAAUAUGUAGGAACUUACGGACCGGUCCGUAAGCCAGUCCGGCUAAAAGAGGAGCAGAAAUUAUGCCAAAUGGUUCCAAAAAAGCUCUACAGCUUCUGCGUUUAACUAAAUAUUAGUGUGGAUGUACUUUUAGGUAGCAAGACAUCAAGAAAACAUGCGAUGUUCCAGAAUAAUAUAAACAAAUACAAAGUGUUUGUUUCUUUCUGAUUUGGGUUCAUAGCAACCUUUGGCAACUGGAAACAUCUAAAAUCUGUUGUUUGGAUGUCAGCAAAGAGGUUUUAUUGAAUGGUUGCUUCUGGCAGAAAGCUGCUGUCGAGGCAUUAAAGCGACUGUUGUUUCCUAAUCACCUCAGCAGCUGUUUAGCUUCUAAAAUGUUUAUGCUGCAUUAAAACAAGUGUCACCAAAUAACAGGCACAGAAAGCCUGAGACUUACUUAAACACUUACUGCAGUUCUUUAUGAAAUGCAUAUAGAAUAGUUUUGACCCUGUGGAUUGGAGAAAAUCCUCAUGAAAUGACAUUAAAUGCACCAAAUUCUCGCCUUCAAGCUUCACAGUAGUUGUAUGUUUUAUUAUUUGACCCUGCGGGGGAAAAAAAAAGACUCAGCACCGUGUCUGUAAACUUGUGUAAAGAAGUGGAGACAGACGGCUGUAUUUGGCCCGUCAGCAGAAUAUCUCCCAGCUUGUGCUCGUCAAACUGGAUGCUAACGCGGCACAGCAGCGUGUUUGCUAACGCGAGCCUCCACUGUGUCGUAGAAAGAGCUGGACGUUAGCCACGCCCAGCCGGUAUCGAGCAACCUUCCAUAUUAGCGACGCCGAUCGCAUCGUAGCUGCCCGACAUUCUGUCAGUCUUCCAGACACCUUCAGUGAAGAGCAACGCUCCUUCCCCUUCCAGCAGCUUUAUUUACUCUGCAUCCAUGAUUAAACGUCAUUGUUUGGAUAGCACAUUAUAUAUGGCAACUUCUUUGUAAAUGCUUUGUAAAUCAGUAUGAGCACAGAUCUAAAUGUACUGGUUGACUGAGUCCUGCUAGCUGUUGCAGAAAAAAAA
Molecule: messenger RNA, 3865 nt
Organism: Fundulus heteroclitus (mummichog)
Lineage: Eukaryota; Metazoa; Chordata; Actinopteri; Cyprinodontiformes; Fundulidae
Gene: pafah1b2
Product: platelet-activating factor acetylhydrolase 1b, catalytic subunit 2
Exons: 6
Coding region: 830-1519 (229 amino acids)
Source: RefSeq, a predicted model, not a curated record